AUGGAGAAGCGUCUCCAAAGCCUGACCAAGCUUCAUAGUAGGGCUGGAGAAAUCCAAACCGUCAUCGAGGAGCUUAAUGGGGCACGGAACUACCGUCAGUGGAAGAAGAAUAUGUUGAUCCUGCUUGGAUCUAACGGCCUCCUUCAGUUCGUCGUCAGCCAGAAUAGGUUGGUAGCGCCACCUGAGGAACACCACCUAUAUUUCGAGUGGGUACGGUUGAAUUACACCGCCGGACGAACCAUUGUGCAAAACGUCUCAAAAUCGAUCAGCAGAGACGUAGCACGACUAGCCGACCAGCCACACUUGCUUUGGAAGCUACUCGAGACGCAGUACGCAGCGAACAGUGUGAGCAUUGCACGGUCAGGCAUGGAAGCAGCUAUAUCUAUUCGGUAUAGCAAAUGCAGAGGCAUAUCCGAGUAUGCCCGCAAAGUUCAGGCCGCUUGGAACGACAUCUUUGUCGGACGCGGUUGGUCUCCCGAAUUUGAAUGGUGUAGAUGCCUUGCACUUAUCACUGGUCUCGAUACACCCGAAUGGACGGGGUGGAAGACCACUUGGGAUACUAUCGCCAAAGAGCAGCGCAACCCUAUGGACGAAUAUCACUUCCGUUCUAUCGUCCAUGAACUGUCGACUCAGGAAACAGCGAAUCGACAGCACCAGAAAUGGUCUAUGGUCGCCGCGACGAACAACUCUUCGAAGCCAGAAUCGAAGGGCUCACGGAAGACCUGUACAUACUGCCGCAAACCCAGCCAUACUGAACCGGAUUGCUGGCGAAAACAUCCCGAAAAGAGGCCUAAGGACAAAUCUAAGGGAAGUAAUGUGCAAAGCACUAGCAACGGCAAGCCACAGGAGACAGAGUCAUUGAUAACGACGACUGUCGAGGGAAAUCCUGUGGAGCCACCUCUUUAUGCGCUAUCAACGGACGCAACAGUGGCCCCUGAUAUGAAGCGCUGGGUCGUCGACACUGCAUGCGACGACUACAUGAUCUCGUCCCCGAAUUAA
Molecule: messenger RNA, 999 nt
Organism: Penicillium argentinense
Lineage: Eukaryota; Fungi; Ascomycota; Eurotiomycetes; Eurotiales; Aspergillaceae
Exons: 1
Coding region: 1-999 (332 amino acids)
Source: RefSeq, a predicted model, not a curated record